This is a messenger RNA of Aspergillus alliaceus, 1364 nucleotides long. RefSeq names its product 5'/3'-nucleotidase SurE. Bases 230 to 1162 code for a protein of 310 amino acids. Gene Ontology annotation, cellular component: P-body. Gene Ontology annotation, molecular function: hydrolase activity. The transcript has 4 exons. Lineage: Eukaryota; Fungi; Ascomycota; Eurotiomycetes; Eurotiales; Aspergillaceae. The record is from RefSeq and is a predicted model, not a curated record.
CGAUAUGGGACCCCCCCGCAGCUCCAACAUCUUCACCGUGACCACUUUGGAGGCUACUUUCCCCGCCCACCCUAUAAAUACGAUGCGGGCCUCUAACUCGGAAUCGGAAGAAGAGAUUCGCAAUUACGGACAGCGAAGAAACUGCCGGCGGAAACCCGAUUCCAUCACCACUUGACUUCACACGCCGCCAAGCCCUAUAGAUCGACGUCCCGGACUCUCUGUAUACAACAUGCAUAUCUUGGUAGUUAACGACGAUGGACCGCCCUCGAAGCGUCUGUCCCCAUACAUCCACCCAUUCGUCAGUGCCCUCCAAGAUGCGGGUCACCUCGUCUCCGUAGCCAUCCCCGCCGCAUCGCGAUCCUGGAUCGGCAAAGCACACCUGAUAGAAGCGUCCCUGAAGGCAACCUACGUACCCCCCGACGCCUUCCGAAACGACGGAACGUGGGAUGAGCAUCACAACUCCUCCGAGACUAAACAACCACAAUCCGAAUGGGUCGUCAUCAGGAACGGUACCCCUGCUAGCUGUGUCCAAUUGGGCCUGUUCAAUCUCUUCAACGACCGUCCCCCGGUCGAUCUGGUUAUCUCGGGACCCAACCAUGGUCGGAAUGCCUCAACCGUGUACAAUCUGUCGUCUGGAACGGUCGGCGGCGCCCUCGAAGCAGCGACCUGCAGUAAGCGCGCUAUCGCCAUAUCCUUCGGAAGUAAGGAUCCGCAGCCGGAUGAGAUCAUCCGCGCCGCGGCUAGACAUGCCGUGAAGGUUGUCAAUUAUCUCUACGAGCACUGGCAUGAUAGUGUUGAGCUGUAUAAUCUCAAUGUGCCGAUGCGGAAGGACGUGGAGAGCAGACCCGUCCGGUGGACCGAGGCGCUGCCGUACUACUGGCCCCGAGGCUGUAUGUAUGCCGAAGCGGCGGGGGAACAGAAGAUGGUUAAUGGACACACGGAGACCAACGGCGAGGCUGUCAAUGGGACUAGCGGGUCGCAUCUCAAGGAGAUCGAUUUCACCUGGGCGGCUGAGUUGUCGGAGAUGAAGAAGACUCUGCAGUCGAGUCCGGAGGGAACCGAUGCACAUACGGUGUUGAAUGGGGAUACAAGUGUCACGGCUCUUCGUGCGAAUUUCUGGCAUGUCCCUAAUCUAGAGGGGCCCAUAGAUCUUGAUGGUUGAUAUGAGGAUUACGCACAUUACAUGAUGAGAUAAAUAGAUACCCGUGGAGGCUCUCGUUUUGCUUAUUUUGCCGGAGACUUCCCUGUUGGUUUUAAUCAUUGCCUUAGUAAGGAAAAUGAUGCGGGGCAUCGCAUCAAUUCUCCUGUUGCAUUACUUGUUAUCUAUCGAUAUAUAUAUAAAAUCUGUCCACAGGACUUGGAGA